Molecule: messenger RNA, 2076 nt
Organism: Zingiber officinale
Lineage: Eukaryota; Viridiplantae; Streptophyta; Magnoliopsida; Zingiberales; Zingiberaceae
Product: signal recognition particle 19 kDa protein-like
Exons: 4
Coding region: 1400-1810 (136 amino acids)
Biological process (GO): SRP-dependent cotranslational protein targeting to membrane, signal sequence recognition; SRP-dependent cotranslational protein targeting to membrane
Cellular component (GO): signal recognition particle, endoplasmic reticulum targeting
Molecular function (GO): 7S RNA binding
Source: RefSeq, a predicted model, not a curated record
AUUCGCGUUUGAUCUUAUUUUUGUUUAGUUUUUUUUUUCGGAUUGAGUUCUGGCCAAGUUCUUGAUGGAUUCAACUAGUUCUGAUGAAGUAUUGCUCCUUCCUACAGCUUCUGAAAGUUCGGAUUUAAUGUCGGUGUUUAAAGUCUUGAUCGAGGAUACUUCUAUUUCCUAUUUCUUAUGAAAAUGUUGGACUAUUUUAGGAUUUCGAUUCGUAGUGGUUGGUCUUAUCGAAAUGCAGUGGACUGUGUGGUCUCUAGUCGAUCUUGUUCUGUUUUUCAGUUAGCAAUGGAAUUUUGGGAAUUUAUUCAAUCCAAAGGUAGGGAGCUAAACGUGAUCUAAAACUUGGUUGGUUGUUUUGCAAGGAUACGGUGUUGAUGGAAUUGCUGGUUUCCACGAAUUGGUUGUGAAGCAGUGGACGAAAUUUGGUGGUGGUAUAUGGUUUUGAUUUUUGUUCAUGUUGCUGUGAUAGUUCGAUUUUGUUUUGGACAGAUUUAUUUUGGGUGUGAGAUGUUGGCUUGAUCUUGUAUUCUGGUCUUGUGAAGGUUCCGAGUCUUAAGGUGGAAGUGAUAUUGUUUUGUGAUAAUUUCUGGUUCUUUGUGAUGGUGCUGAAUUCACGGGUCAAGGGAGCUGGAGAAUCUUUGUCCUACUUCAUGUUUUAUCUCUUGUGAAGGUUGAUUUCAGUUUAUGGUAUAGAGGAUUUGAGUCAAUGACGUUCUUUGUUCUUUAAGUCACUAUGUUUUUUUUUUGGGUGAACCGAUUUAGUAGGAUGGAAUGUGAUUGCAAUGGGGUUUCUGUUUCUUUUGGAGGGCUGUGGAUUUGUUUGGACAGAUCUAAGGGUUGUGAAUCGAUCUUGAUGUAGUUUUUGUUCGACAAGACAACUUUGGAUUUCUGGGCAGAUUUGAAUAUUUUGAAUCAACCUUAAUAUUGUUUUAGUUUCGACAGAUAGCCUUGAAUUCUGGAUAGAUUUGGAAGAUUGUGAGAUGAAUAUGUUAUAUGUUGUUUGUGUGUAUGUAUAUUGUUUCAUAUUAUCACUGGUACGGGGGAGAUGUUGCUGGAUUUUUGUCUGGCAGAGACUCCUCUGGGGGCGUGACAAUUUUUGGUAUCAGAGGAGGUUUGCGAUGCCAUUUUUUGUCUUGUGGAUUUUCGAGUUAAUCUGAUACUAAUUUUUGGUAUCAGAGCAGUUUUAUGAUGUCUGUUGUUUUUCGUGUUCUGGAUUUUCGAGUUAAUCGAUAUUAAUUUAGUGGUAUCAGAGCGAGUUUUACGUUGCCUAUUUUUGGGGUUUUGGUUUUUUUGUUUAUUUUCCCUUUGCAAAUUGAUUCCUCUAUAUGACCUUCGAGUUUUGGGACCAGGCAGCGACAGGAAUCUCCAAGCUAUAGGAGGAAACAAAAUUUUGUGAAGAAUGCAGAUUGAACCAUCAAAUAUAAAGAAAUGGAAUAUAAUCUAUCCAGUAUACAUUAACUCAAAGAAGACAGUUGCUGAGGGACGAAGAAUCAGUACAGCAAAUGCAUGUGAAAACCCCACAUGUGUUGAGAUUAGUGAUUGCUGCAACUAUCUCAAGAUUCCAUGUGUAAUUGAGAUAGACAAGGCAUAUCCUCGGGACUUCAUGCAAAGAGGGAGGAUUAGAUUCCAGCUGAAAAAGGAAGAUGGAUCUCUCUGGAAUGCCGAGAUUGGUUCAAAAAAGCAACUUAUGCUGAGGGUUGCAGAGUUAAUUCCAAAGCAUCAUGGAAGAACAAAGAAGCAGGAGCCUGCAAACGCCUCGACGGCCGCCGGAUCUUCAAAAUCUGGAAAGGGUGGAAAGAAAAAGAAAUGAUCAUCCAAUUUGAAAAAUCAUCCCCAAAACAUUGAAAAAGAGUGAUGGUCGAAGAAUUUGCUACUUCAUCCCAAGAUUACUUUAGCUGUUGUCAGUUGAAUUUGUAUUCACAAAAAGUAAAUCACACAGGCUUCUCUACAUCUAUCCAUCCGACUAUUUAUUUUCCUUUGCCUCAUUGUUCUUUUAUGAUCUAACUGCUUGCAUCAAAAUGUCAUUCCCAAUUUUUCCUUUCCAUAUGAAUACUUAUUCAAGGGAGUGUUUAUCUA